This is a messenger RNA of Lodderomyces parapsilosis, 843 nucleotides long. It is a transcript of the gene URA6, whose product is annotated as bifunctional uridylate/adenylate kinase. Gene Ontology annotation, cellular component: nucleus; cytoplasm. Gene Ontology annotation, molecular function: UMP kinase activity; ATP binding. The record is from RefSeq and is a predicted model, not a curated record. Lineage: Eukaryota; Fungi; Ascomycota; Pichiomycetes; Serinales; Debaryomycetaceae. Gene Ontology annotation, biological process: 'de novo' pyrimidine nucleobase biosynthetic process; CDP biosynthetic process; UDP biosynthetic process. The transcript has a single exon. The coding region runs from base 1 to 843 and encodes 280 amino acids.
AUGUUCCCUAGGCAUCUAUUCACUGCUAGAGCAAUUGCUCGUAGCUAUCAAAAGCAAAGUUUAGUAUUCAGGAGGCUCAAAUCUACAAGACCUCCACCAACUCCUCCACCAACAUUAAAGGGAAAUACGUUGCUCAUUUUGGGUGCAUUGGUUAUAGGUUCAACCAUUGCUGCAACAUUAUACAAUAGAGACGGUCCUAAAUCUGCAUUUGAACCAAGUGGGGCCACCACGCAAGCCAAUACACCAGAGUUCACACCCGGCAAGAUCAACGUUGUGUUUGUUCUUGGUGGCCCAGGGGCCGGUAAAGGUACCCAAUGUGACAUUUUGGUAAAAGAGAGAGGUUUCACUCAUUUAUCAGCUGGUGACUUGUUAAGGGCUGAGCAAGUUAGGAAAGGAUCGAAAUAUGGUGAGUUGAUUGCCAAGUGUAUCAAGGAGGGAACCAUUGUUCCACAAGAGGUUACGAUUGAAUUAUUGAAAAACGCCAUCAAGGAAAAAUACCAAAAUGGUCAAACAAAGUUUUUAGUUGAUGGAUUCCCCAGAAAAAUGGACCAAGCAUUAACAUUUGAAGAGACAAUUGCCAAAUCAGCCUUGACGAUUUUCUUUGAGUGUCCUGAGCAAGUCAUGUUGCAAAGGUUGUUAGAGCGAGGUAAAACUAGUGGAAGAGCCGACGAUAACAUUGAGAGUAUAAAGAAGAGAUUUAGGACAUUUGUGGAAACAUCGAUGCCUGUGGUUGACUAUUUUGACAAACAAGGUAAAGUUGUAAAAGUGAGAUGCGAUCACCCUAUCCCUGUUGUUGCCAAACAAGUAUUGGACGCAUUAAAGGAAAAAGGAAUCCAGUUUUAG